This is a messenger RNA of Phycodurus eques (leafy seadragon), 13997 nucleotides long. RefSeq names its product interaptin-like. The record is from RefSeq and is a predicted model, not a curated record. The transcript is spliced from 13 exons. Gene Ontology annotation, cellular component: nuclear outer membrane; meiotic nuclear membrane microtubule tethering complex; cytoplasm. The coding region runs from base 168 to 3617 and encodes 1149 amino acids. NCBI's taxonomy places the organism in Eukaryota, Metazoa, Chordata, Actinopteri, Syngnathiformes, Syngnathidae. Gene Ontology annotation, biological process: nuclear migration. Gene Ontology annotation, molecular function: actin filament binding.
AAGACCUGAGAUGAGUUCACUGGAAAGAAGCCCCACCAUGUGUGUCGACUGAGUGGAAACAGUUCCGCCAUCUCAGCCUUUCGUCGACGGACUGAAUGGCUCCCUGCCGGGUCACUGGACAACAAUAGAGCGCCUUGUCUGGCUUUCGGAACUUUGCACCGAUCCCGAUGGCUGGACACGGGUGGGAGGACUGGUUCGAGCGGGAGGAAUUCAUUGGACAGAUUAGCGACAUGCGAGUACAGAACCUCCAAGUUCAGAGAGAAGUGGUUCAGAAGAGGACCUUUACUCGAUGGAUGAAUCUGCAUUUAGAAAAGUGUAAUCCACCCAUUGAAGUCCAAGAUCUUUUCCAAGAUAUCCAGGAUGGACGUAUCCUCAUGGCUCUUCUGGAGGAGCUUUCUGGCUGCAAGCUGCUUCAUGGGUUCAAGAAGUCGUCUCAUCGAAUCUUCAGACUUAACAAUAUUGCCAAAGUCUUGUCUUUCCUUGAGGAGAGAAAUGUAAAGCUUGUCAGUAUUGAUGCUGUUGAUGUUGUAGAUGGAAACUCAUCCAUCAUCCUGGGACUUAUCUGGAACAUCAUUCUCUUCUUCCAGAUUAAGGAGUUGACUGGUAACAUACGGAGCCAGUUCUCUUCAACCUCCAGCUUGUCGUCCGUGCCGACCAGCUCUAACCGAUCCAACUGCAACACGUCAAUGGCUGGAAGGCAGAUGGUGACCACAACUACAAGAGAACACAGCAACGCAUUCAGAAAAUUGCUGCAGUGGGUACAGAAGCAAACGCGCAAGUAUGGUGUGCCAAUUCAGGACUUUGGGAAGAGUUGGACAAGUGGUCUUGCUUUCCUUGCAGUCAUCAAGUCCAUUGACCCCAGCUUGGUAGACAUGAGGAAGGCCUUGCUGAGAAAUGCCAGAGAAAAUCUUGAGGAUGCAUUCAGGAUUGCCCACUACAGCUUAGGUAUCCCACGCCUUCUGGAGCCUGAAGAUGUGACUAUCAGUGCACCAGAUGAACAGUCCAUCAUGACAUAUGUAUCACAGUUCCUUGAGCACUUCCCUGGCAUGGAGGAGCAAAAAGAGAGUUAUCCACUCAUCGAAAGGAGUAUCUCUGUGGGACGACUCAACUUCUGUGACCAUGACACCCACCAUUUAGGAAAUAGUGUUCAUAGCAGCAGAGUGAGAGAGAGGUGCAUCAUGUUCCAGAUGGACUGUGCACAACCUCCACCCCAAAUCUUAUUUUCUUUUGUGCCAGAGAACAGGGCGUCCGUUCCACCAUCGAUUCAGCCAGCAAUAUCUCACACAUGGUCUAGUGAAGACUUCUUAGCUCAUUCCACCUGCAUGGAAGACAAUUUAAGUAAUGCAGAAGAAAAUGCUGAGGAACCUACAGAAGAAGUCUUAACCAACUUAACCAGUAACUCUCUACAAUUAACAAACAGUCACUCUUUCUUUGACUCUAUGUUGCCUGAGUUAGUGAAAACUGAGUCUGUCAUGGGCGAUUCUGCUAUCAGCUCUCCAGAUUCCUGGGUGGAGAGCGAGGAUGGAGUAGUUCCAGAGAAAUGUUGUGAGAGUCAACGUGACAAUUCAUUGUGUGAUUGGUCAACACCUUGUGAUAUGUACUGUGCAACCCAUGUGGAAAUUACUUGUGCUGAUGGAGGAUCUGUCCCGAUUACAUGUGAAGUGCCAGAUGACCAGUCAAUUACUGAGACAUAUAUUGAUGAAGGUAUUUUUUCACUAAACUCCAUGGAUGAUAUACAGGUAAACGUCCAAAAAGAAGAAGAAAAAGAAGAAGGGGAGUUGGAUUACAAGGGAUUUGGAGAAAAGAAAGAGGUAGAUUUCAAGAACCAAACCGAAGACAUUUUACCAAAACCGCUGAAAAAACUUACAUUGGAAAAUGCACAUGAGAACAAAGAUUCUAAGUUUCGACAGACAAAUGCAAAUUAUUCUCUUAAAGAUGAAGCAGCCUCACAGGAAGAACCUCCAGUUAGAAGACGGUCAUCAUUAGGAGCUCAAGAAGGUGAUGAUACUAACCAAUUCCAUGCGUAUCCAAAAACUGAAAAGCGUCUCUGUUCUAAGCAAGAAUUUUCAGAGGUGUUAAGUGUUCCAUCAACUUCUAAUGAAGAACAGGAAUGUUUGAAGCGAGCUAUGGACCCUGUGAGGAAUUCACAGGUGAAUGAAAAAUGUAUUCAUUCUCAAGCUGUCAAUGGAGUUGAAUUGGAAAAUGAAUGUUACAAAACAGAUUGUCAACAUAAACAAAUGAGUGCAAAUUCUAUUGGGAAAGAUGAAGUAUCCCUUGACGUUGACCCCCUUGUUGUCCACUGUGACACAGAUAAAUUUGUGUCCUGUGGCGAUGACAAUCAAUUGGAAAGUGAUCAUACUAACCAAGCCCAGUGCUUUAGCAAAACUGAAUUGCAACCAUAUUCUCACAAACAACAUUGGCAGCAGGAUCGUGUUACACCAAGAUCUUAUAAGCAAGAUUUCUUGAAGCAAGCUGAUUCACAAGUUAAUGAAGGACACUUUGAUUGUCAGAAAAGUCUUAGGGGGGUAAAUAUUGACACUGUGUUUCAAUUGGAAGAGGAAUGGGAGAAAACAGUGUGUUCAUUGCAGGACAGAAGAAAGGAGUCAGGAGAAAACAUUUUACCUGUUGAGGUGUUUGCAGAAACACAAAAGGAAGCGAUUGGUUACCCAGAUCUUCAAGCAAAACUGAACACAGAGAACCAAUAUGGAGAUUCAAAAAUAAGUUCAAACCAGAACGCAGAAGGUUGUCCUGUGAAUACAGAGGACAUGUCUCCAACUACGCAAACAGCUGGACACCAUGAUGACCCACAAAAGAACAUUUUUGAUUCGGAUAACCCUCAGCCCCUAGGAAAGAACAGUGACUUAUGUUAUGAACCACUUGGUUCAUCCGCAAAAAUGAAUGAUUUUUCCACAGACUUCAGCCAUGCUAGUGACUUUAUCGAGCCUAUGGAUUUGUUUUACCCGUACAAAAGGGAAGCUCUGUUUCCAGAGCCACUUGAUAAUAAAAUGCAGAGCCGGCCAUCUGUUUUGAGUGUAUCCGCCCUUGAGCCAGCUCCGGUUUGCGAGACUGUACCUGAAGAUCAACCACUUUAUCUGAUGGAUGAAGACUUUGUUGUGAAGUUGCUAAAGGAAGACACGGUGAAGACUGCCAUCAAAUAUAAGACUUUAAGCACAUCUGAACAAAAAGAACAGUGCCAGUUGCCUUUGGGGCAAAUCAGAGGACUCAUAGGCAGUGUUUUUCCACCUGACUGCAGUGAUCUCAGUGAGGCUCAGCAAGAUAGCCGAGGCUCUUCCUGUGAAAACACUAUGAGCUCCGCCUCAACUGAUCUGAAUUUUCCUUUCAGACUUGGCCCUAAAAGUCCCUGUCAGAACGAAAUAAUGAUCCCUCCAGUCCUACGUCAACGGAACAGAGUUCAAUUCUCUCAUGCAAUGGACAAUCAGACAACCAUGACGGCAUUCUCCAGAAAAUAUAGGAAUGGGGACUCCGAAUUUUGCUGGAGUGAGAGCUGGGAGCCUUAUCUGCUGUUUGUACUGUGGCUGGUACUCUACUGCUUGUGGCUGUUGCCACAAAUGGACCUGAAGACUUUUCCCAGUCUGCUGUUCAACAUCAACCACUGAAGACUAUGAGGGGCCGUUAGGGACAUUAUUCAGGAUUAGCUCUCACACUUACUAUUCAAAUGCUUUCACACACACAAAAACUACUGAAAGGCUCUCAUAAACACAACUCAAACCCUCUCAUACACACAAGUCUUGCUCUCAUAAAGACUACUCAAACACUCUCAAAAACACUACUCAAACCAUCUCAUAUGCACGAGACUUGCUCUCAUUGAGACUACUCAAACAUUCUUAUACGCACGAGUCUUGCUCUCAAAGACUACUCAAACAUUCUCAUAAGCACUACUCAAACACUCAUACGCACGAGUCUCGCGCUCAUAAAGACUACUCAAACUCAUAAACACUACUCAAGCACUCAUACACACGAGUCUUGCUCUCAUAAGGACGACUCACACACUCUCAUUAACAUUACUCUCAUGCACACGAGUCUUGCUCUCAUAAAGACUACUCAAACACUCCUCAAAUGGGUUCACGCGAGCAUGUCACUGGCAUUUACGGGUUUAUGUCAAUCAUGCUCACGCACACGUCGAUUAUGCUCACACGUGAAUUGUGUAAAUCUUUUAUUCGGUUAGUUCAAUUCAAAAAGUGAAAAUAUAGAGAUACACUGCACACACUCAGAGUGACGUAUUUCAUAUUUGAAAUAUGUAUAAUUUGGAUGAUUAUAGCACAGAGCAAAUAAAAAAAAUCCCUCAUAUUGAGAAACUAAAAUAUAACGUCAAACGAUAUAGUGAAUUAAUUCAAGAAAUAAAGUGAUUUUUAAUGUAGAAAUUAGGCUGUAAUUUGCCCUCGGAAAAGUACUUCAGUGUUUAAUCACUGAGUACUGAGGAAACACUUUUCAACUAUAUUCAAAUUUAUUGAGAUGUACCUAUAUUAAAAAAAGUAAUGAAAUAUUUGACUGAGUGUGUGUAGUCUGUAGUGCAUAUCUAUGACACGAGUUUCACUACCACAAUUAAAUUACUUAAUUCCCUUUGGCCACCUCAUUAGGUACACUGGCCAUCCUGCCUGCAACGAACCGUAUACAUUUCAGAUUGUAACGCAGCGGUGUUGAAACUCUGUCUUGAGUCCAGGGGUAAACACACGUCCACUUGCGCUUUAGCCCGAAAGGCACAUUUAUUCGGGAACAUCCGCGUCCGGUUAAUGGCGUCUCGCUCUUGAUAGACGAGCCAGCAUAGCCCUACGUCAUACAUGACACGGUUUCUGAUUGGCCGACCAUUCCAUCAUAUCCUGCAGCACUUACACAUUUAAAAGCAGGCAUUUUAAAUCAAUGAGGAAAAGCGUAACACAAUAGUCAACAAGUAUACGACAUAUAUACAUUAUAAAUAUAUAUGUACUGUAUGUACUUUACAGUAUAAUGCUAUGUAACGCUACUGCUUAAGUUAGGCAUACUAUUGUACUUUAUGGCUGUUGGUCAAUGCCAUAUUUUAUUUUGAAACCACUUCCUUUUCAAAUCAUACAAAUACAGACUCACAUUAACGUCAAAUGUCUGCACACACACAGGUCAAAUAAGCUCGGCUAAACGUCAACGCUAUUCACAUACCAUCCUUAAAUCCAUUCAUAAAAUAUACUCAAAUCCUUUCACCUAACCAUCUCGAAUGCACGCAUACAUGCUUGUGGAAAAAAAAAAUAUCUUGGGAGAUUUAUUUUAAGAUUGAUAGAUAGAUUUAGACAUAAAUAUAGAUCUACACAGCUAGGUAGAUAGAUCGAUAGAUUUUGACAAAUAGAUCAAGAUUUAUAAAUAUAGAUAAACAGAUGGAUUUAGACAAAUACACAUCUAGACUUAUAAAUAUAGAUCUACACAGAUAGAUAGAUAGAUAGAUAGAUAGAUAGAUAGAUAGAGGCUUAGUACUUCACAGACUUAGUACUUCACAGACGACUUCCUUGUACAUACUGGAAGACUGCUUCACAUCGAGGUGAAUGUCUUAUUGAGUUUGAAGUAUUUUGUGCUCUUCUUAGCAUAAUACUUUAUAUAUAUAUAUAUAUAUAUAUAUACAAACUUUAACCCAUUACUAUAUAGUAAUAAUAAUAUGUACUAUUUAACCCACUAUAAAUGUAUCCAUCCAACUUAUAUACUGCUUAUCCUAUCUACCUAUCUAUCUGUGUAGAUCUAUAUUUAUGUCUAAAUCUAUUUGUCAAAAUGUAUAUAUCUAUAUCUAUGUGUUUAUAUUUAUAAGUCUAGAAAUAUUUGUCAAAAUUUAUCUAUAUGUCUCGAACCUCUAUUGUCUAAGACUUGUGUGUAUGAGAGUGUUUGAGUAGUGUUUAUGAGUGUUUGAGUAGUCUUUAUCAGAGCAAGACUCAUGCGCAUGAGUGUUUGAGUUGUGUUUGUGAGAGGCUUUCAACCGUUUGUGUGUGACAAAUAGUUUUAGACAUAACUAUAGAUCUACACAGAUAGAUAUAGAAUAAUGAGUCUAACGGCCCCUCAGAGAAAACACCCCCCCCACACGAACGCAUACGCGCGUGCACACACAUAUUUUUAGCAGUUAUUACAGAUAUACUGUACACCAUUAUCCAUCUUGCCUUUUAGCCUUACUCCUCUAAGUGAAUGAAUUUGACAAGCUUUUAUCAUUAUUAGCUUUUAAUCUGGCAUAAAAUAAACAGUUUUACAGUUAUCACUGCAAAUCUUGUAGCACAAUAACUCAAGUUUUCAGUCUUGCUGCCAUUAAAUUAGUUGCAUUUCCGUAGAAAAAUAAACAUUAGAACAGCUGUCACCAUCCUUCAAGUCCUGCUGGUAUGUAGUACAACUUUGCAAUGUUAAAUAAAGUAUAAAAGGUUACAGGGUCAAAUUCUAAUAUUUCGAGAGCGUGCUGGGAUUUCCUGCCUAUUUUUACAAGCUAUUUUACAAUAACAAAGAACUGUACAUUUUGUUGAAUGGAAAUGUUUCCAAUUGCAAUAUAUAUUUUGAUUCAAAAAAUAUAAAGUCGAAACCAAAACAUAGAAAAGCGAGUUUAAUUCAUUUCUUUGCUUAGAAUUAGCACGUGGGCAGUGGCAGCGCUGGGCUUAAUGGUGCCCUGUGCUGCAGGUGGCGCCCCAGGUUCGGUGCUCGGUCCUGAGGUGUGGGGAAAGUAGAUCUGUUUAAUGAUAUCAUUGCUCUGUGCAGACCACACUCAGCCAAGCAUGCCUUGUUGCAUCUUGUUUUUUCCCACCUAGAGCAAAGUCAUGUUAUAACAGCAUUCCCCAAACUUUUCUAACAAAAACAAAAUCACAUAUAAUACAGAUCAUUCACACAGGAGGCGCCACAACUGUUCUUGGAAAUCUUUUGACUUUUACCAAACGUUACAAGCACCUGUUGAAAACCGUAUUUUCUAUCACACGUUUACACAGGAGCCCACUAGUAUUGAAGGAAGGGCUGAAUCAUUUGUAAUUCUGGAAGAAAAUAUUUUUUUUCCCCACAAAAAUAAGUUUUGUUAUUCUGUUCAUUAAUUUUGUUUCAAUUGGCACAUUUAUUUUUUAACUUAGCUUGUUACUCAGCAAAAGAAAAAAAAAUGCAUGUUUUAUUGUUAUCCGUUUGUAUUGACCACAAUUGCUUUAGAGCAAAUAGAGCAAACGGUUCUGGCUUGUGGCAGAGUCAAUGGAGCUGAAGCAACAUUUUGCAUUUGUUACAGAUAUGAAAGAGUCUGUCAAGAGUGUUUAAACCUGCUUUAGAUUUAUUUUUAUUUUUUGGAGAAAACUGAAAAGCGGUCUGAAGGCUUUGAUUAAUCCUUUAUUGGUUUGCUAAAUUAUACAGAAGCAAAGAUGGAAGUACUGUACAUUUUCACCACAAUGAUAAAAAUACAGUAAAUUAUUUUAACUUCUGGUUAAUAGUCAAUAUUUAGGUUUAAGACCUAUUCUGCAUCAUCUGUCUCAAUAGUAUCAGUGUACUUGUUAUAAGUUAAAUUGUUUGAAACAAAGCAUAUAAAUUACUUACAAAUCCCAAUUCCAAUGAAGUUAGGACAUUGUGUAUCAUGUACAGUUCUGUGAAAAAGUGUUGGCCCCCUCCUCAAAUUCUUAUAUUUUUGCAUAGUUCCACCACUUUAAUGUCAUGAUCAUCAAACAAAUGUAAAUAUCUAACAGAUAUAACCCGUGAACUUAAAAUGCUGUUUUAAAAUGGUGAUUUUAUUUAUUAAGAAAAAAAAAACUAUUCAAAGUUACCUGGUCUUGUGUGAAAAAGUAAUUACCCCCAUGUUAAACAAUGAAUUAAUUGCGGCUAAUCACAAUUUUGGGUUAAUUUUCACUGAUCACACCCAAGCCUGAUUACCUCCAGACCUGUUCAAUCAAGAAAUCACUGAAACAGAAUCUGUCCCGACAAAAUCAAGUCAGACAAAAGAUCUAAAACAACUGCAAAAAAAGGACAUCAUCCAAAGAAAUUCCAGAACAAUCGAGAAAUAAAGUAAAAUAAAAUUGACAUCUAUCAGUCUAGAAGGAGUGAUAAAAGACAUUUCUAAAGCUUUAGGAUCAGUUUAGGAACAGUUUUCCAGGAGUGGCAGCCCAACGAAGAUUACCCCAAGAGAACAGCAAUGACUCAUCUAGGAGGCCACAAAGGAACCGGGACAGCAUCUAAAGAACUGCAGGCCUCCCUUGCCUUAGUUAAGGUCAGUGUUCAUGGCACAACAAUAAGAAAGAGACUGGGCAAAAAUGGCAACCAUGGCAGAGUUCCAAGGCAAAACCACUGCUGACCAAAAAGAACAGAAAGGCUCGUCUUACUUUUGCAACAACAACAAAAAAAACCCACAAAAUCGUAAUGAUUCCCAAGACUUCUGGGAGAAUAUUAUAUGGACUGACGAGAAGAAAUUUGCUUUUUGGAAGGUGUGUCUCUUUACAUCUGGCGUAAAUAUCUCACAGAAAAAGUCAUCAUACGAAACAGUCAAACAUGGUGGUGGUAGUGUGAUGGUCCUGGGUUGCUUUGCUCCUUCAGGAACUGGACGACUUGCUGUGAUUGCUGGAACCAUGAAUUCUGCUCUUUAACGGAAAACCCUGAAGGAGAAAGUUCAGCCAUCAGUUUGUGACCUCAACCUGAAGUGCACUUGGGUUCUGCAGCAGGCUAACUAUCCAAAACACACCAGCAUGUCAACUUCUGAUUGGGUUCUUCCGAAGGUUUUGGAGUGGCCUCGUCGAAGUCCAGACUUGAAUCAGAUUGAAAUGUCGUGGCAUGACCUUAAAAAGGACCUUCAUGCUGGAAAACCAUGAAUUUUUGCUGAAUUCAAACAAUUCUGCAAGGAAAAGUGGGCCAAAAUAUCUGCACAGAGAUGUAAAAAAACUCAUUGCCACUUAUAGAAAACGCUUGAUUUCAGUUGUCGCUGCUGAGGAUGGCCCAAAAAGUUAUUAGGGUUAGGGAGCCAUUACUUCUUCCACACAGGGCCGGGAAACUUUGAAUCGUUUUUUUUUUUUGUAAAAAUGUUUUGUAAUAAAAUGAAUCACCAUUGAAAAAUAGCAUUUUAAGGUCACUUGGGUUAUAUUAGUCUAUUUACAUUUGUGAUUAUCUUAAAAAAAGUGGGGAAACUACAAAAUAUAAGAAUUUGAGAAGGGGUCCAACACUUUCACAGCACUGUAAAUAGAAACAGAAUACAAUGAUUUGCAAAUCCUUUUCAACCUAUAUUCAAUCGAAUACACUACAAAGACGAGCUAUUUAAUAUGCUUGACACAAUCAGGAUUUUUGGGGCCGAUCACUGAUCAGCGCGUUUAAAAAAACGAUCACCCAUCACCGAUCCGAUCACAAGUUGGACGAAUGUGUCUAUUUAAAUGACCUGUUCAUUUACUGGAUAUACUUGUGUACUUAAUUGCUCCAAAAAAUUAUAUUUACAAUAAAUAAUAAAUCUAUUUAUGCCAGCGAGGCAUCGUGACAGACAGAACAAAUGAAUGGUCUUCUAUUAGAUGGCAGGAAGUACAUACAGUAAUUCAUGUAUCCACUUUUUGUGACAUUUUUGUUUGUUGGUGUGCCGUGAGAUUUUUUUCAAUUGUAAAAUAUGUGCCUUGGCUCCAUCUAGGUUGGAAAUCACUGCUUUAGUCAGAUUGUGUAUUCUAAUCAGUCAGGUCAAGCCAACAUUACAACAUGACAGAAAUAAUAGGUGCUAACUUACUGCAAUUGAAUUACUUCACCCACACGGAAACUUUAAAGCAUGAUUCGACAGAACGGCGGCAUGUUUACCUACAACCGUUAGUGCUAGCACUAGCUUGCUAUGCUACAUAACGUUUUGUUGCCUGCUUGCGAGCCGUAUCGUAUUAAAAGGUACGGGAACACACCUCAAGCAAGCCUUAAACGAACGUCCUCUCCUGUCCUGAGCACCGGUGACCACCGACACACGUUUUCCCCCAUUUUGUCCUUCUAAUACAGUUGGCGCGAUCCACUCUUGUUGUCAUCGUCACGGUAACGAGUGUAUCCGGUCGCAUUUGAGUUGACAAGAUAGAGCCCAAUGAUCAUAAAAAACGGGAUGCGGUGGUAUGAAAACAUGAUUUUAUUGCAGUAGUCUGAAAUUUGUCUUGUAGCCUGAUCCGGGCGUUACGUGUUGUCUGUCUCAAACGUGUUGUCUAUCACACACCGCCGACAUGUUUUUUUUUGGGGGGAGGGGGUUUUCCCCAUUGAUCGGAUCGGCGGAUUAUGACAAACCCGAUCAGCAUAAAACGCUAAUUAUCGGUGGAUCCCGAUCAGGGCGAUGAAAAUCGCUGUAAAGUCUAAUAUUUAAUGUUUAACCUGAUGAACAUUGUUUUAUGAAAAUACUCUCUCAUUUUGAAUUUGAUCCCCUGCAACACUUUCCAUAAAAAGCUGGGACAGGGGCAAAACAAAAUUUAAUAAAGUCUUAAUAAAGGCAACUUUGAUUGACUUCCAUAGUGUGACAUAUCAACGACAACUCUCCGACAAUGCACCUUGACGUCGACCAAUGAGAUUGCGUACUGUGAGCGGCACAUCCCCUCCCGUAAUAGCCGUUGUCUACAUAUUUGCAUGCCGUUGUCAACAUUUAUUCACGCGCACAAACCAAUGUUUCCCGAAGCACAGGUGUCAAACUGGUGGCCCGGGUGCCAGAUCCAGCCCGCCACAUAAUUUUAUGUGGCCCGCGGAAGCAAAUCAAAAUUGCUUAUUGUGUUCUGGUGUAAUACCACUGAGAUAUUUGCAAGCAUUUUUUUGUUACCAAUCCCCCUUUGAAAAGAAAUGUAAUACAACCCCAAUUAGCUAGAGUGGGUCAUAUGUGAUUUAUACAACCCCAAUUCCAAUGAAGUUGGGACGUUGUGUUAAACAUAAAUAAAAACAGAAUACAAUGAUUAGCAAAUCAUGUUCAACCUAUAUUUAAUUGAAGACACUACAAAUACAUUUAAUGUUCAUCCAUCCAUCUAUCCAUUUUCUACCGCUUAUCAUAGGUCGGGUCGCGGGGGCAGUAGCAUUUGCAGGGACACCCAGACUUCCUUCUCCCCAGCCACUUCAUCCAGCUCUUCCGGGGGGGAUCCUGAGGCGUUCCCAGGCUAGCCGAAGGACGUAGUCUCUCCAGCGUGUCCUGGGUCUCCUCCCGGUGGGACGUACCCGGAACACCUCACCAGAGAGGCGAAUCAGAUGCCCCAGCCGACUCAUCUGGCUCCUCUCGAUGUGGAGGCUCGACUGUGAGAUCCUUCCGGAUGACCGAGCUUCUCACCCUAUCUCUAAGGGAGAGCCCGGACACCCUGCGGAGGAAACUCAUUUCGGCCGCUUAUAUCCGGGAUCUUGUUCUUUCGGUCACGACCCACAGCUCUUGACCACAGGUGAGGGUAGGAACGUAGAUCGACCGGUAAAUCGAGAACUUCGCCUUUCAGCUUAACGCCUUCUUUACCACAACGGAUCUAUUCAGCUUCCCUGAAUUGCUCAGUCAUUCACAAGCAAAGAUGGGGCGAGGUUCACCUCUUUGUGAACGUGAGAAAAUAGUCGAGCAGUUUAAGGACAAUGUUCCUCAACGUACAAUUGCAAGGAAUUUAGGGAUUUUAUCAUCUACGGUCCACAAUAUCAUCAAAAUGUUCAGAGAAUCUGGAGAAAUCACUGCAUGUAAGCGGCAAGGCCGAAAACCAACAUUAAAUGCCUGUGACCUUCGAUCCCUCAGGCAGCACUGCAGCAAAACUCGACAAUGUGUAAAGGAUAUCACCGCAUGGGCGCAGGAACACUUCAGAAAACCAAUGUCAGUAAAUACAGUUCGGCGAUACAUCCGUAAGUGCAACUUAAAACUCUACUAUGCAAAACAAAAGCCAUUUAUCAACAACACCCAGAAACGCCACCAGCUUCUCUGUGCCCGAGCUCAUCUAAGAUGGACUGAUAUCAGCAAAGUGGAAAAGUGUGGACGCCCCUGCUUAUUUCAGCAAGACAAUGCCAAACCACAUUCUGCACGUGUUACAACAGCGUGCCUUCAUAGUAAAAGAGUGCGGGUACUUGACUGGCCUGCCUGUAGUCCAGACCUGUCUCCCAAUGGAAACCCCGGACUGUUGAACGGCUGAAUCUGUACAUCAAGCAAGAAUGGGAAAGAAUUCCCCCUACAUAGCUUCAACAAUUGGUGUCCUCAGUUCCCAAACCUUUAUUGAACGUCGUUAAAAGAAAAGGUGAUGUAACACAGUGGUAUGACCCUGUCCCAGCUUUUUUGGAACAUGUUGCAGCCAUAAAAUUCUAAGUUAAUGAUUAUUUGCUAAAACCAAUAAAGUUUAUCAGUUUGAACCGUUAAUAUCUUGUCUUUACAGUGUAUUCUAUUAAAUACAAGUUGAAUAUGAUUUGCAAAUCAUUGUAUUCUGUUUUUAUUUAUGUUUAACACAACAUCCCAACUUCAUUGGAAUUAGGGUUGUAGUUGAAAAACAUGCUUUGAUAGGCUUCUGAUUUCAAAACUGGCUAUUCAUCAAUGUGUAUACUGUAUGUAAUUACAGUAUACGAGGUAAUCUUUCAUUUAUAUGGGUUCGCAGUUGGCGCGGCCCUCCGAGGGAAGUCAUAACUACGAUGUGGCCCGUGACAAAAAUGAGUUUGACACCCCUGCUUUAGGGCAUGAUUCGACGGAACGCCGGCAUGUUUACAUACAACCGUUAGUGCUAGCACUAGCUUGCUAGGCUACAUAACGUUUUGUUGCCUGCUUGCAAGCCAUAUCGUAUUAAAAGUACAAGAACUCCUUAAGGAACGUUGUCUCCCGAGCAUCAUUGACGAACACCAUCAGUUUGUCCCCCCACACUCACUCGCACGCACAGAAACAAUACAUUGGUGGGGCACAUUGUUGUUGUCGUCGCUAUGGUAACGAGUAUCCCGUCGCGUUGACCGGUGACAUUUUCUGUUUCCGCUUCUCCGACAGUGUUUGAUUUGACAAGCUAAGUCCAGUGAUCGUAAAAGACGGGAUACGGUGCUAUCGGAAUAAAUGUCAUGUAGUGUUGCCACUGUCUUCCCGAGAAACGGUACGAUUUGAUGCCGGUAGUCUGACAUAGUGCAAUCGAGAAAGACCAAAUUUGUCUCGUAGUCUGAUCCAGGCAUUAAUUGUAAACAGGUGAGUGUCAUGAUUGGUUAUGCAUAAAAAGGAGCACCUCCGGAAAGCUGUUCACAAGCAAGGUUCACAAUUUUGUGAACAACUGGGUGAGCAAAUAGUCCAAAAGUUCAAGAAUGUUUCUGAAAGUACAAUUACAAGGAAUUCAGGGAUUUCAUCAUCUACGGUCCAUAAUAUGUUCAAAAGAUUCAGAGAAUCCGGAGAAAUCUCUGCACGUAAGCGGCAAGGCUGAAAAGCAACAUUGAAUGGAUGUGCCCUUCGAUACCUCCUGCAUUAAAUUGUGUAAAGAAUAUUGCCACGUGGGCUCAGAAACACUUCAGAAAACCAGUCAGUUAACACAGUGUGUCGCUACAUCUACAAGUGCAAGUUAAAACUCUACCAUGCAAAGCGAAAACCAUCAAUCAACAACACCCAGAAACGCCACCUGCUUCUCUGAGCCUGAACUCAACUCAACUGAACUCUGGAAGUGGAAGUUUGCCUUGGCCUCUUUGGGGCAGUGUUGUGUAAUGCACGCAUGGAGCUACACGUGUUGUCAAAGCUAAAAAAGAGUAGAAGAAGAAAGUCACUUCAGAACUUUAAUAAACUCGUUUUUCACAGUUUAUGAAUAUAUGUCUAAGAGUAUUUUUUUUUUUUAACUGUAUGUGUCACUACGGCAUUUUAAUGUGAGUAUUAGUUAUUUGAAGGUAAAUCCCUCCUGCGCGCUAAUGCUAAUUUUAGCUAACCCGUCAAUAGGGUUUUCCAUUGUGGUAGCAUUAGGCUGCCCAUCUCUAUAACAAACUGUGUAUUGUAUUUAAAUAUAUAAUGUCUGUAAUUAUUUUGUUGUGCAUUUAGUUUUACAAGUCCAACUGGGGUGUCAUUAAACACGCUCAAGAAAGGCAGAAUAACAUACGUCAAACACUUGCCGCAAGAGGCAAGUGUGCCUUCAGAGUGCAUUUACAACACAGGGACU